Molecule: messenger RNA, 4666 nt
Organism: Protopterus annectens (West African lungfish)
Lineage: Eukaryota; Metazoa; Chordata; Ceratodontiformes; Protopteridae
Gene: TEK
Product: TEK receptor tyrosine kinase
Exons: 22
Coding region: 246-3332 (1028 amino acids)
Biological process (GO): angiogenesis; positive regulation of phosphatidylinositol 3-kinase/protein kinase B signal transduction; positive regulation of endothelial cell migration
Cellular component (GO): plasma membrane; signaling receptor complex
Molecular function (GO): transmembrane receptor protein tyrosine kinase activity; ATP binding; protein binding
Source: RefSeq, a predicted model, not a curated record
AGGAAAAAGGAACUCCAACUCCCUGUGCUUGGACUGCAAAGAAACUGCUACAGUCUGUUCCAAUCCAGUAUCAUUUGAAGGAAUUAUUAGUAAGGACCUCUGCAAAGUUUUUUUUCCCAUGUAAAAUACCAGUCUAUAUUCCAGUUUCCUUUGUUUGCCUUUGUAACUCGAAUUUAUAACUGUAAAAUAGUUUAUGCUAUACAAAAUGGUGCUAUUAUGAAAACCCGCAUGGACACAUAUUUGAAAUGGAUUUAUUUGUGAAUUUAGUCCUUUUCAUUUCCUCUACAUUACUGUCAGGCUUAUCAGGAGCAGUGAUGGAUCUGACUUUAAUAAGCACAGAGACCUCACUUAUCUGUACCACUUCUGAGUGGAACACUCUAGACUCAAUAUCAAUUGGAAGAUCCCAACACCUUGAAUCAAUAGCCUCAUCAUCUUUGACUACCCAGCCAGAUUAUCCUGUAGAAGUGAGUGAAGAUGAUAAAAGAGGUUGUGCUAAGAAAAUGCUGUGGAACAGUGAAACCAAAAAUGAAGCCCAUUCUGGUGUUUACUACUGUGAGGGACGAAUGAAAGACAAAGUCACACGAAUAUAUUUAUUGAGGAUAUCUCAGCAAGCAUCCUUCCUCCCUUCAUCAUUGACAAUCACAAGAAACAAAGGAGAAAAGUAUAAUGUUACAUUUUUGCGCCAGCAAAAGAAAGAAGAAGAUGUUUUAAUGCAUAGAAAUGGAACUUUCCUUCACACAGUGCCAAAGCUGGAAAUAUCCGAUCAGCUGGAAGUGUGUUUUCAGAGUGUUCAAUUAAGUCCCUCUAAUGUAAUCUCAGCAGGAUAUAUGGGUGACAACCGUUCCAGCGAUUCGUACACACGACUCAUUAUAAGAAGAUGUGAAGCACAAAUGUGGGGCCGAGACUGUAAAAAAGGCUGCCCAAUAUGCUUAAACAAAGGUGUCUGCCAUGACGAAACAGGAGAAUGUAUCUGCCCGCCAGGCUUCAUGGGAAAAACCUGUGAAAUGGCUUGUGAAAAGAAUCAUUUUGGAAGAACCUGCAAUGACAGCUGUAAGGAAGGCCAAUGCAGUUCCUACAUCUUCUGUUUACCAGAUCCAUAUGGCUGCUCUUGUGCUACAGGCUGGAAGGGGAUAAAAUGUGAUCAGUCUUGUGAUACUGGAUACUAUGGGCCUGACUGUAAAUUAAAAUGUGAGUGCAAAAACUCAGGAACGUGUGACCGCUUUCGUGGCUGUCUAUGUACCAAAGACUGGCAUGGCAUACACUGCGAGAAAGAAGGUCCUGGCUAUGAGUCUCCAGUGCUUAUAGAUAUGAUAGACCAUAUUGAACUGAACAGGGGUUCAGAGUUUAUUCCAAAGUGUGUAGCUAAAGGACAUCCACUUCCAGGACGUGAAGAAUUUCGACUCUUGAAACCAGAUGGAACUAUCCUGAAUCCUCAAGAAACUCAAGAACACCCAGACUCUGUAGCUUACUUUCCUAGGCAAAUACUUCAGCCUGUAGAGUCCGGAACAUGGGUUUGCCAAGUGGAGACAGUGGCAGGAAUGGCAGAGAAACCUUUCAGAAUUUCAGUUAAAGUGCCUCCUUUACCUCGGUUCCCCCCUAAACUGGUCAGCCGUGGAUCUCAUUACCUUGAAGUGAACACUAGUGUCGAUUAUUACAUUGGAGAUGGGCCGAUCAUACGGACAAUAGUGUUUUACCAGCCAUCUAAUGGAAAUUGGGAGUCCGUGAAUGUCUCUGGAACAAUAGUCAGACUGGAAAAUCUUGAGCCACAGACUAAUUAUUCAGUUACAGUUCAGCUGUUUCGCCCUGGUGAGGGAGGUGAAGGGAAUCCUGGUCCUCAAGCAAGCUUUGAGACAUAUGAAGCCAGAAGUCCCUUCUCCCCUACCAACAUCAUGAUCUCUAAUGUCACGGAUUCUUCUGCAUUUGUUUCCUGGGUAAUCGACAAAGGUGAUUCCGUGUCAGCUAUUAUCAUUCGUUAUAAAAUGGACAGCAAUGCAGACCACACACAGGAGAUUAAGUUAUCUAGUAGCUCUGUGACACAGUAUCAGCUGAAAGGGCUGGAACCAGACAUGACAUAUUCCGUGGUACUCUACGCUGAGAACAGAAUGGGCAUCAGUCUACCAAGUCAGGAGAAGAAGCUGAGAACAUUACAAGAAAUUAAAGGUACGGAAGGAUUUCAGGCUGAUGGGAACAUGCUUCUUAUUGCCAUCCUGGGCUCAGCAGGAAUGACCUGUCUGACCAUCCUCUUUGCAUUCCUCAUUGUACUACAAAUGAAGAAGGCUAACUAUCAUCACAGUAUGGUUCAAGCUUUCCAAAAUGUAGUGAGAGAAGAACCACCUAUACAGUUCAAUUCCAAUACAAUGACCCUCAGCAGGAAAUGUAAGAACAGCUCUCAGCCCAUGGCAUACCCUGUCCUCGACUGGCAUGACAUCAAGUUCCAGGAUAUCAUUGGGGAAGGAAACUUUGGACAAGUGCUGAAGGCUCGCAUUAAAAAAGAUGGAUUACGGAUGGAUGCGGCUAUCAAACGCAUGAAAGAGUAUGCUUCCAAAGAUGACCACAGGGACUUUGCUGGAGAACUGGAAGUACUUUGUAAACUUGGAUCCCACCCUAAUAUCAUCAACUUACUAGGAGCAUGUGAACAUAAGGGGUAUUUGUAUCUUGCAAUAGAAUAUGCUCCACAUGGAAACUUGCUGGAAUUUCUGCGCAAGAGUCGUGUUCUGGAGACAGACCCAGCUUUUGCGAUUGCUAACAGCACUGCUUCUACACUCUCAUCUCAGCAGCUCUUGCAGUUUGCUGCAGAUGUGGCACGAGGCAUGGAUUAUCUCAGUCAAAAACAGUUUAUUCACAGAGAUUUGGCUGCCAGAAAUAUUUUAGUUGGUGAUGGUUAUGUGGCAAAGAUUGCUGAUUUUGGACUGUCCAGAGGACAAGAAGUUUAUGUCAAAAAGACAAUGGGGAGACUUCCUGUCCGAUGGAUGGCAAUCGAAUCUCUAAACUACAGUGUGUACACAAGUAAUAGCGAUGUCUGGUCGUUUGGUGUCUUAAUGUGGGAAAUUGUCAGUUUAGGUGGUACUCCAUAUUGUGGAAUGAGUUGUGCAGAACUCUAUGAGAAAUUGCCCUUGGGAUAUCGACUGGAAAAGCCUCUCAACUGUGAUGAUGAAGUGUACGAUUUGAUGAGGAAGUGUUGGAGAGAAAAACCUUCUGAAAGACCAUCUUUUGGUCAGAUACUGAUAUCUCUAACCAGGAUGCUGGAUGAAAGGAAGCCUUAUGUCAUCACAACACUGUAUGAGAAAUUUGCAUAUGCUGGAAUUGACUGCUCUGCAGAAGAAGCUGGUUAAAGGACUCAUGUUAAUAAAUUAUAGCUUAGUGAAGCACAAUAUGCUGCAACAAACGUGUGACCUGCUGGAUAGCUGUAUUAAGAAUGGAUUACCCUGCUCUUCCGCUCAUUCUUGUGUACCAGCUACUUCAAUGCAUUUUUUUUUUUUUUUUUUGUAAAAAGUAUUAUCUCAGAGGAAAUGUCAGCAACAUAGGCAAGGACAAUAUGUUUAUAUAAAUCAUUAUGUGGGUAAAUGUUUUUAUAAUGGAUGUUUCUGCUCCCUACAUUUUUAAUCUGCAAAGGGAUUUUAACAGUUAGGUGAAUAUAUAUCAGGAAAUAAAAAUAAAGCAUACAGUCUGUUGUACAGAAAAUGACAUUUAUGCAGUAUAACAUUUGGCAGUUAUUUUUACUGAUUAAUUUAAAUAAGGUUGCUGUUAUUAAGUUUAUGAACUCUGUAUUGACAUUCACCACUGAAAGUUAAAAUGAAACACUCAGUAUUGUGUCUGACAGCUGCAGUUAUACAGCAUUCAAAAGGAAGCUACUGCUGUUAGUGUUUUAAUGGCAUGUAAACUUUUUUUUUUAUUUAGUGAGUUUAAUCAACUAAGGAAUGUUUAUAAUGCCUAUGAGUUAUUAAUGUAUAAAAAAGUGCAUAGGCUAAUUAGAAAUUGUCACAGAAAAAGUUGGUCAAAACAACGACUGCCCAAGGGCGGUUACAUUUCUGCUGGGGUUCCUUAUUCCCUACCUGUUGACAAAAAAAAUGUUUCUGCUUAUCCUCACACUCCUCUUUUUUGGGGAACAUUGUUUCUCCAACACACACACACACCCUCCCACUCUUUUUGAUCCCCCAGCUCCCACUUUUGAGGCACACCACCUACAACAUAUGAAUACACACAUAUCCACCAAGAAGUAAAUAGAAUAUUUUGUAGGAUUUUAAUUUCAACCACUAGACAAUGGCCAGAAUUCAUUAGUAUUGUUUAGUCAGGCUAAGGAUGACUUCAUGGCUGUCAGUUUAAACUCUUGAGCUCUGUAUGUACCUAAAGUUAAUGUCUGUGCCUCAUAUACAAUGGAUUAGCUUUGUUUAGCAUCAGUGAACUUUUCAGUCAACCACAUUACUGUAAACCUACAACAGGUGUGACCUGACUACAAUUAAAAUAUCAGCUGUAUAGUAUAUAGAGAUUUAGUGUAUUUGGUCAGACAAUGUUGUUAUCUCUGCACUGUUCUUUAGAGCUAUAUUUGCUAUGACUGAAGCACACUGUAUUAUAAACAUGCAUGCACUAUGUGCAGAUGCGAAGAGAUGUUAGUGCCUGUUAAAUAUAAAGCUAAACAAAAAUAAAUUACCUACAUUGUUUAACACUA